Messenger RNA from Spodoptera frugiperda (fall armyworm), 1423 nucleotides. It is a transcript of the gene CNBP, whose product is annotated as CCHC-type zinc finger nucleic acid binding protein. Gene Ontology annotation, biological process: positive regulation of cytoplasmic translation. Bases 179 to 640 code for a protein of 153 amino acids. The record is from RefSeq and is a predicted model, not a curated record. The transcript is spliced from 3 exons. Gene Ontology annotation, molecular function: zinc ion binding; mRNA binding; single-stranded RNA binding. Gene Ontology annotation, cellular component: cytoplasm. Lineage: Eukaryota; Metazoa; Arthropoda; Insecta; Lepidoptera; Noctuidae.
UGGUUAGGCUGUUAAACGGCGUACGUAUGUUACAGAUGUGUUUUCUUUUAAAUAUCUUCAAAGAUAAUAAUUACAUUGAUUCCCCAAGUGCUUUUAAGUGAAAUUUGUAUAUUUUUAUGUCAAUGCAUUCUAUAUAGGUUGUUUAUUGAACGUGGUUAGUUUGACAAACGGUGACUCGAUGCUGACACAUAAAGCUGCUGUUGAGACAAUGAGUUCGAGUGUAUGCUACAAGUGUAACCGGACAGGGCACUUUGCCCGCGAGUGCACCCAGGGUGGUGUUGCCGCUCGUGACUCUGGUUUCAACCGUCAGCGCGAAAAGUGCUUCAAGUGCAACCGCGCUGGGCACUUCGCUCGGGAUUGCAAGGAGGAGGCCGACCGUUGCUACAGAUGUAACGGCACGGGACACAUAGCGCGUGAGUGCGCGCAAAGUCCGGACGAGCCGUCGUGUUACACUUGCAACAAGACCGGGCACAUCGCACGGAACUGCCCAGAGGGCGGGCGCGACAGCUCCAACCAGACCUGCUACAACUGCAACAAGUCCGGCCACAUCUCACGCAACUGCCCCGACGGCACCAAGACUUGUUACGUGUGCGGAAAGCCCGGACACAUCUCCCGCGAUUGCGAUGAGGAGCGGAACUAACACACGCCUCUUCGCGACUGCCUAUAUAUAAAAUAAACUAUGUAUAUUAUGAUGCCACGCACGGACGAUAAGCAAAGGACGCGAUACGCGACACUAGAUCGUAAGACCACACGACUGUAUGAAAUUAAUGCAACGGAAUUAUAAAUCAGAUGCAGCAGCGGUAUUCUCGUGACAGACUGAGGUGUAUGAUUUUUAAAAUGUUGACUUGUAUAUAGGUCUCCCCGCCGCGCGAGCGCCGGCGCCGCUCGUCGAUAAGUACGUUAAUGUUUGUUCUUGCACGACGUGAACGAGUUAUUGUGUUUUAAAUCAUUUAAUAAUCGUGAUUGAACUAUUGAGGAGGUAGCGUUACAGUUUUUAGCAUUACAGAGUAUAUAUUUAAUAUAUUUUGUACAGAUUUUUUUGACAAAAGAUAAAUUGGAUGCUGGCGUAUAAUGAGUUUUCAAUGUGAAGAGUGGAGGCCCCGGAGCGACCCGAACCCCUACUGGACUCUCUUGUUCGUCUUGGUAUACAGUAUACGUUGAUCUUACGCGAUCGUAAUGCGAUCCAACGAGUCUCAAUCUUACAUCCUAUCACUUCGCGUGAUUUAUUUUUAUUGUUCAAUUCCUUUGUUUAUGAGAUCCUGCAAACUUGUGGAGAAUUCAGUGGUUAAUUAGAGUUUCAUCAAUCAAAACAUUUUUUAUUUUGUUAUCCCUGUCAAUGUGCCUCUCUGUAACACUGAAAUGUAUAAUGAUACUCGAUUUACAGUAGUGGGAGAUGAUUAAUUAAUAAAAUCUUGCCUUAUUA